Molecule: messenger RNA, 282 nt
Organism: Pyrgilauda ruficollis (rufous-necked snowfinch)
Lineage: Eukaryota; Metazoa; Chordata; Aves; Passeriformes; Passeridae
Product: lysophospholipid acyltransferase 7-like
Exons: 2
Source: RefSeq, a predicted model, not a curated record
GGACAUCACUGGGGCUGUGGGGCUGGGGGCGUACCCCAAAACCGCCAGGGCCAGGCCGGGACAGGGACCCACAGUGAGCUGGGAGCGCCCCAAAACGAGCGCCGAGCUGCCCCCGGAGCAGUGGGAUUUCGAGACCAUCCGCACCGUGGACCCCUGGGGCACCGAGGUGGGCCGGCGCUUCCGGGGCGGGCUGCGGCGCUGGAACAUGACGGUGCAGUGGUGGCUGGCGGCGUACGUGCACCGCAGGGGACCCCGCCAGUACCCCCUGCUCAGGUACUGGGG